AGUCGAGCAGCGCGACGGAUCAUUCAUUUUCCCCUUAGCUCCCAUCCAUCAUCACGUCCGCCAUCACCCUGCUCUCCCCAUCGUGCCCAGCAAAGUCAUGAGCACGAUGUUUGGUAGCAGGGCUGGCCGAGCAGCAAAGCCUAGAAUAGAACGUCAAAGACGCGCGUGCACUUCAUGAGUCGUCCUCGCAAAGGCGCGCACAUAGGCAUUGCUCAGCACAUCAAUGUCGAGUGCAAGGUGGUCUCGAUGGCGAUUGUGUCGGCCCUCCUCGCAGCGCACGGUGACAAAAAGACGUCACUUACUCAAUCACGAUCAGCACCCCUCGAUUGCUAGCGCGAGGAUGGUCAAGAACUCCCAGCAGCAGCUCCUAGAGUUCUGGUUUUGCUACGGUCGUAUCGUCGCAACCCAGGACCAAGACAGUCUUUUGUUGUACGAGCUCAAGCGCUACGUCUUUCUGACGAUCAUCUCAACUAUCCUCACCGGCUCUCUGGUGCCUAUGACCAUCCUCUAUGCUCCUGGCGAGCUUCAAGUCUUGUCAAUAUCCAUUCAGCCAAGACUCUCUCGCAUUGGCGCGGUCGAUGCCGCUGCCGCUUCGCUCUCUCUACAUCACCUCGGCACAUUCGUCACUCGUCACCGCUCUUGUCAUCACCUCGCGGGCUCGCCUCUUGCUCAUGAGCGGCGAUGUCAGCUCUGCUCACCUCCAACGCCUGGCCUGGCCUCGCUAGCGGCAAGCGCGGCGGCGAGCAACCCGGCAGGAAGCAGGGGAAGCCCACUUCGAGAGCCGUCCUGUCCAUGGCGCAAGAGCUCGAGGACUUACGGAACAACCCUCUCUAGAGGCUCGGGAAACGUUGACGCCUUGCGCGCGGACAAAUCUAUAGAACAAGGGCUUAACCUCAGCAGAUCGUAGCAACAAGGCUACUCUACUGCUUACAGUACCCCGUUCCCAUUCAAGUCGUCUGCAAAGGUUCAAGAGACAUUCUAGCUGUCUCCGCUUAAGGCUGGUUAAGGAGCUGGGCAACCUCAUGAAAAGAAUAGACAAGCCCAUCGGCCGGACAAUGGCAGCUCAUACUCCCGUCUGGCCGCGGUCACGCUCUCGAGGGACAACGCGGUCAAGGUAGCAAAGCUCGCAGUGGU
This is a messenger RNA of Jaminaea rosea, 1134 nucleotides long. RefSeq lists its product as hypothetical. Bases 224 to 907 code for a protein of 227 amino acids. The transcript has 2 exons. Lineage: Eukaryota; Fungi; Basidiomycota; Exobasidiomycetes; Microstromatales. The record is from RefSeq and is a predicted model, not a curated record.